Messenger RNA from Marmota monax (woodchuck), 6923 nucleotides. It is a transcript of the gene Abca3, whose product is annotated as ATP binding cassette subfamily A member 3. The transcript is spliced from 32 exons. Bases 1000 to 6114 code for a protein of 1704 amino acids. Gene Ontology annotation, biological process: transmembrane transport; lipid transport. Gene Ontology annotation, cellular component: intracellular membrane-bounded organelle; membrane. Gene Ontology annotation, molecular function: lipid carrier activity; ATP binding; ATP hydrolysis activity. The record is from RefSeq and is a predicted model, not a curated record. Lineage: Eukaryota; Metazoa; Chordata; Mammalia; Rodentia; Sciuridae.
GGGAAAUGAUUGUGUACUAGGCAAAAGACUGGACAAAAUCAUAUAUCUUCCUGCCACGUCACAUCAUGUGGGAACCACCCCUACCUCCUUUGGGGGCAGUACCCGAAGCCUUGGUGAUGUGAAGCUGGAUCUGCUUCCCCUUUUGGCUCAUUCCCUGCAACUCCCACCCCCAUGUCUAUGUUCAGUUUUCACAGCAACCCGCUCUGACUUCUCCAUAAUCCUGGAGUCCCCCCACCUCCACCCUACCUGAUGAGUAACUCAAGACUGGUCUCUCUGCCCUCUCUGUCUUAUUAUCACACAGAGAAGUCAUUGUUUUCUCCAGAAUCUGUGGUACUGUUCUAGCUUCAUUUAUAGCAGUUAUAAGACAGAAGCAUUUAUGGAUUGUGAGUUCCUUGGAUUGAGAACACUCAUUUUCACUAGCAAAUUCUUAGCCCUUGUACAAGUGCCCAUCACAGAGUAAGCCCCUGGCAGAUGUUCAUGGAUGAAUAAAUGCUGUUUGUCCUGUGUAUCCUGAAGGCCACAAGUUCCACUAGCAGACUUUCAUGAAGUACCUAUUAUGCUUUCUUCAAUGUACAUGCCAACAGACCUUUGAUCCUGGCUGACUCACUAUUGCAGAUUCCUAUAUUGACAGUGAAAUGCUUUCCUAGAAGCAUUUUAAGCAGGACAAGGUAGGACUUCUCCUUGGAGGAAGAACACUGUGUGUGGCCAGUGUCACCCACCAGAGCACCCCUGUGUGGUAUAUGUAUGGUGCCAGAGAGUCAUGCCCGUUAGUCCUGGGUCCCUCCUGAUGUCCUGCAAGGCCUCAGCUCUCCCACACUCCAGGGCCGCCCCACUGCACCCCAGAGGCUUGCUGGCCCCGCCCCGGAGCCCUCUGUGCAGCACUGCCCCUGCCUAGCCAGUUCUCCUGCAGCCCUGAGGAAGACCUGCGGCCAGCCUCCAGAAGACUCAGCAUUUCGUCUUUGGUUGGUGGCUAGUGCUGGGCGUCCCUGUGGCAAGAGGAUGGCGGUGCUGCAGCAGCUGGCCCUCCUGCUGUGGAAGAACUACACCUUGCAGAAGCGGAAGGUUCUAGUGACAAUCCUGGAACUCUUUCUGCCCUUACUGUUUUCUGGGAUCCUGAUUUGGCUUCGUUUGAAGAUCCAGUCAGAAAAUGUGCCCAAUGCUACGGUCUACCCUGGUCAGUCCAUCCAGGAGCUGCCCCUGUUUUUCACCUUCCCUCCGCCAGGGGACACCUGGGAGCUCGCCUACAUCCCUUCCCACUCUGAGGCUGCCAAGACCAUCACUGAGACUGUGAGAAAGUCCCUAGUGAUCAACAUGAGAGUGCGUGGCUUUCCCUCUGAGAAGGACUUCGAGGACUACGUUCGGUUCGACAACCACUCCUCCAAUGUGCUGGCUGCCGUGGUGUUCCAGCUGGCCUCCAACCACAGCAAGGAGCCCCUGCCGCUGGCGGUGAAAUAUCACCUACGCUUCAGCUACACACGAAGGAAUUACAUGUGGACCCAAACUGGCAACUUCUUCCUGAAAGAGACAGAGGGCUGGCACACCACUUCCCUUUUUCCACUUUUCCCAAACCCAGGACCAAGGGAACCUGCAUUCCCUGAUGGUGGGGAACCUGGAUACAUCCGCGAAGGCUUCUUGGCAGUGCAGCACGCCGUGGACAAGGCCAUCAUGUACUACCACGCCAAUGCCUCUGCGCAUCAGCUGUUCCAGAAACUCACUGUGGUCGCCAAGAGAUUCCCGUUUCCACCAUUCAUCUCAGACCCCUUCCUUGUUGCCAUCCAGUACCAGCUGCCCCUGCUGCUCAUGUUGAGCUUCACCUACACCUCCCUCUCCAUCAUCCGGGCUGUAGUGCAGGAGAAAGAGAGAAGACUAAAGGAGUACAUGCGCAUGAUGGGGCUGAGCAGCUGGCUGCACUGGAGCGCUUGGUUCCUCAUGUUCUUCCUCUUCCUCCUCAUCGUGGUCUCCUUCAUGACCCUGCUCUUCUGCAUCAAGGUGAAGAAGGACGUGGCAGUGCUCUCAAGCAGUGACCCCUCCCUGGUGCUGGCCUUCCUGCUGUGUUUUGCCAUCUCCUCCAUCUCCUUCAGCUUCAUGGUCAGCACCUUCUUCAGCAAAGCUAACAUGGCAGCAGCCAUUGGCGGUUUCCUCUACUUCUUCACCUACAUCCCCUACUUCUUUGUGGCUCCUCGGUACAACUGGAUGACAUUGACCCAGAAGCUCUUUUCCUGUCUCCUGUCCAAUGUUGCCAUGGCAAUGGGAGCCCAGCUCAUAGGAAAAUUCGAAGCCAAAGGCAUGGGCAUCCAGUGGCGAGACCUCCUGAGUCCUGUCAAUGUGGAUGAUGACUUCUGCUUUGGGCAAGUGCUGGGGAUGCUGCUGCUGGACUCUGUGCUCUAUGGCCUGGUGACCUGGUAUGUGGAGGCUGUCUUCCCUGGCCAGUUCGGUGUGCCCCAGCCCUGGUACUUCUUUCUCAUGCCCUCCUACUGGUGUGGGAACCCGAGGACAGUUGUUGGGAAAGAAGAAGAAGACAGUGACCCUGAGAAAGCUCUCAGAACCGAGUACUUUGAAGCUGAGCCCGAGGACUUGGUGGCAGGGAUCAAGAUCAAGCAUCUGUCCAAGGUGUUCCAAGUGGGGAAUAAGGACAAGACAGCUGUCAGGGACCUGAACCUGAACUUGUAUGAGGGGCAGAUCACCGUCCUGCUGGGCCACAACGGUGCAGGGAAGACCACCACCCUUGCCAUGCUCACAGGACUCUUUCCCCCUACUAGUGGACGUGCAUAUAUUAGUGGGUAUGAAAUUUCCCAAGACAUGGUUCAAAUCCGGAAGAGUUUGGGCCUGUGCCCCCAGCACGACAUUCUUUUUGACAACCUGACGGUGGUGGAACAUCUCUACUUCUAUGCGCAGUUGAAAGGCCUGUCUCAGCAGAAGUGCCCUGAGGAAGUCAAGCAGAUGCUGCACAUCCUCAAUCUGGAGGACAAACACAACUCACGGUGCAAGUUCCUGAGUGGGGGCAUGAAACGCAAGCUGUCCAUCGGCAUCGCCCUCAUAGCAGGCUCCAAGGUGCUGAUGCUGGACGAGCCCACCUCAGGCAUGGAUGCCAUCUCCAGGAGGGCCAUCUGGGACCUUCUUCAGCAGCAGAAGAGUGACCGUACCAUCCUCCUGACCACCCACUUCAUGGACGAGGCUGACCUACUGGGGGACCGCAUUGCCAUCAUGGCCAAGGGGGAGCUGCAGUGCUGUGGGUCAUCACUGUUCCUCAAGCAGAAAUAUGGUGCUGGCUAUCACAUGACGCUGGUAAAGGAGCCACACUGCAACCCUGAAGGCAUCUCCCAGCUGGUGCACCACCAUGUCCCCAAUGCCACACUGGAAAGCAGUGUUGGGGCUGAGCUGUCCUUUAUACUUCCCAAGGAGAGCACGCACAGGUUUGAAAGUCUUUUCACUAAACUGGAAAAUAAGCAGAAGGAAUUGGGCAUCGCCAGCUUCGGGGCCUCUGUCACCACCAUGGAGGAAGUCUUCCUUCGGGUUGGAAAGUUGGUAGACACCAGCAUGGACAUCCAAGCCAUCCAGCUCCCUGCCCUGCAGUACCAGCACGAGAGGCGGGCGAGCGACUGGGCUGUGGACAGCAAUCUGUGCGGAGUGAUGGACCCGACUGACGGCAUUGGCACCCUCAUCGAGGAGGAGUACACUGUGGUCAAGCUCAACACUGGGCUUGCCCUCCACUGCCAGCAGUUCUGGGCCAUGUUCCUGAAAAAGGCCACAUACAGCUGGCGGGAGUGGAAGAUGGUGGCAGCCCAGGUCCUGGUCCCCUUGACCUGCGUCACCCUAGCCCUCUUGGCCAUCAACUAUUCCUUGGAGGUCUUCGAUGAUCCCAUCCUGAAGCUGAGCUUGAGCGAAUACGGCAGAACUGUGGUGCCCUUCUCAGCUCCCGGCACCUCUCGACUGGAUCAGCAGCUGUCGGAGCUCUUGAGAGACGUGCUGCAGGCUGAGAGGCAGGAGCCUCGCGAGGUGCUGGGUGACCUGGAAGAGUUCCUGGUUUUCAGGGCAUCAGUAGAAGGAGGCGGCUUUAAUGAGCGGUGCCUGGUGGCAACAUCCUUCAGAGACGUGGGAGAGCGGACGGUGGUCACCGCCUUAUUCAACAACCAGGCUUACCACUCCCCAGCCACCGCCCUGGCCAUCGUGGACAACCUUCUAUUCAAGCUGCUGUGUGGCCCUCGGGCCUCCAUCAUGGUCUCCAACUACCCCCAGCCCCGGAGUGCCCUACAGGCUGCCAAGGACCAGUUCAAUGAGGGCCGAAAGGGGUUCAACAUUGCCCUCAAUUUGCUAUUUGCCAUGGCAUUCCUGGCCAGCACCUUUUCCAUCCUGGCAGUCAGUGAGAGGGCCGUCCAGGCCAAGCAUGUCCAGUUGGUGAGCGGUGUCCAUGUGGCUACUUUCUGGUUCUCUGCUCUGCUAUGGGACCUCAUCUCCUUCUUGGUCCCUGCUCUGCUGCUGUUGGUGGUGUUCAGAGCCUUCGAUGUUCGCGCCUUCACGCGGGAUGGACACAUGGCUGACGUGCUGCUGCUGCUUAUGCUCUACGGCUGGGCCAUCAUCCCCUUUAUGUACCUCAUGAGCUUCUUCUUCUCGGGCGCAUCCACCGCCUACACCAGGCUGACCAUCUUCAACAUUCUGUCAGGCAUUGCCACCUUCCUCGUGGUCACCAUCAUGCGCAUCCCAGCAGUGAAGCUCGAAGAACUUUCCAGAACCCUGGAUCACGUGUUCCUGGUGCUGCCCAACCACUGUCUGGGGAUGGCUGUCAGCAGUUUCUAUGAGAACUAUGAGACACAGCGGUACUGCACCUCCUCAGAGGUCGCCGCCCACUACUGCAAGAAAUACAAUAUUAAGUACCAGGAGAACUUCUUCGCCUGGAGUGCCCCAGGGGUUGGCAGGUUCAUGACCUCCAUGGCUGCCUCAGGGUGUGCCUACCUCACCCUGCUCUUCCUCAUUGAGACCAACCUGCUGUGGAGACUGAGGACCUUUAUCUGUGCCUUCCAGAAGAGGUGGACAUUGGAAGAAUUGCACAACCGGACAUCGGUGCUUCCCGAGGACCAGGAUGUGGCAGAUGAGAGGAGCCGAGUCCUGGCCCCUGGCCUGGACAUCCUGCUGCACACGCCUCUGACCAUCAGGGAGCUCUCCAAGGUGUAUGAGCAGCGGGUGCCCCUCCUGGCUGUGGACAGGAUCUCCCUCACUGUCCAGAAAGGGGAGUGCUUUGGCCUGCUGGGCUUCAACGGAGCCGGGAAAACCACGACAUUCAAGAUGUUGACUGGGGAGGAGCCCAUCACCUCAGGGGAUGCCUUUGUUGAGAGCUACAGCAUCAGCUCUGACAUUGGGAAGGUGCGGCAGCGGAUGGGCUACUGUCCCCAGUUUGAUGCCCUGUUGGAUCACAUGACUGGCCGGGAGAUGCUGGUCAUGUAUGCUCGGCUCCGAGGCAUCCCUGAGCACUUCAUUGACCCCUGCGUGGAGAACACACUGCGGGGCCUGCUCCUGGAGCCACAUGCCAAUAAGCUGGUCAGGACCUACAGUGGUGGUAACAAGCGCAAAUUGAGCACUGGCAUCGCCCUCAUUGGAGAUCCUGCAGUCAUCUUCCUGGAUGAGCCAUCCACCGGCAUGGACCCCGUGGCUCGGCGCCUGCUCUGGGACACUGUGGCCCGGGCCCGUGAGUCUGGCAAGGCCAUUGUCAUUACCUCCCACAGCAUGGAGGAGUGUGAGGCCUUGUGCACCCGGCUGGCCAUCAUGGUGCAGGGUCAGUUCAAGUGCCUGGGAAGCCCACAGCACCUCAAGAGCAAGUUUGGCAGCGGCUACUCCCUACGGGCCAAAGUCCGAAGUGAAGGGCAGCAGGAGGCACUGGAGGAGUUCAAGGCAUUUGUAGACCUGACCUUUCCAGGCAGUGUCCUAGAAGAUGAGCACCAAGGCAUGGUCCACUAUCACCUGCCUGGUGGCAACCUCAGCUGGGCCAAGGUUUUUGGUAUCCUGGAGAAAGCCAAGGAGAAGUAUGGAGUGGAUGACUACUCAGUGAGCCAGAUCUCACUGGAGCAAGUCUUUCUGAGCUUCGCCCACCUACAACCCCCCACUACAGAGGAGGGGCGAUGAGGAGCCGUCUGCUGCCUCCAGGGCACUAGGCAGGGACUGGACAAGCCUGUGCACAGUUGUGUACCCUCUCCAUCUGAGUUUCUCUUAUCCUUUAUUUUUAAUCACUUUUUUCUAUGAUGAUAUGAAAAAAAAUCAAGGCAGUCUGCACAGAAUGGAUCAAGUGUGCCAGGGCCCUUGUAUGAAAAUCAGCAUGCAAAUUUCCACUCCCAAAGGCAGACUCUAUGGAACUCACAUUCCCAGGCCCAGAACAGGUCCAGCAGUGUGAACAGGUGAAGAGCUGUCUCAGGACCACAGCUGACCCAGAGACUGAAUUUCUCUACAUGUUCACAGAAAGAAAGGGCUCUGGGACCUGUCCACGUUUACAUAUGCACUAAGCUCCCCUGGGGAGGACAGAGGAAGCCAGUAGGGAUGAGUUGUGGCAAGGCUCUUCAGGCUGCUGAGGACAAAAAGUUUCAAAUGACCUCCAUCUGUGAAGGAAAGAUAUCAGCUGUGACUAGGUGCUGAGACCUCAGUUUCCAGUGCAUCCCAGAGGCACCCCAGAGUCGAUGCUCCUCAGGGUGUGGCUACCACUCCAGGCCUACCUGACCGCAGCCCAGCACCCUCCCACAAGUAUCUUCCAGAAGCAGCCAGCACAGGGAGAGACGGUGGCCAGACUAGGCAUACAGUCCUCCUCUGUUCCCAGCUGUAACUCUUGAGAAGCUACUGGCCACAGGACAGUCAGGAAACACUACAGGGACUAAGCAGCUGUCUCCUGCGCAUACACUAAACACACUAUGACCGUCCAGAAAAUAAAGGCUGAGGGAACAUGA